CUGGGACCAAGCAACUCGCGAAACAAGAAGUACAUACAGGGCGAUAGAGUCGGCGGGGGCUCGUACGGCACCGUCUGGUGGGUGUUGGACGUAACCAACGGCAGAGUCAUGGCUGUGAAGAAGUUCCACAAUCUCUCGGGGAAGAACCUCGACUUUGCGACGCGAGAGGUGGCCAAUCUGUUUCGCAUCAACAAGGACAACUCGAUCAAGCAUGAGCACAUUCUCGAAAUCUUUGACUACGCCAGCGAGAAAGACAGCUGGGGCGAAAUCUUUAUGCCGCUAAUGGAAGGGAACCUAAAGACCCUGAUUGAGAAGGAGGACGGGGCUGGGUCCGAGGCCCUGUCUGAGAUUGUCCUCCGGCAGAUGCUGCUCGCCCUGCAAUGCAUCGCCUCGCACAACAUUGUCCACCGCGACGUCAAGCCGGAAAAUGUCCUCUGGGAAUACGACGAGACGGGCAACUACCGCUUCUGCCUCGGCGAUUUUGGUCUCUCAAACGACCCCGGGCUGGCCAGAACGGCGGCGGGGACAGAGCCCUUCAUGGCGCCAGAGGUGUUUAACCGGCAAAAACAGACCACCAAGGUGGACAUUUGGUCUCUGUUUGCCACCAUCGUUUGGGCUCGAAGCGAUGACUUCCGGAAAUCCUGUUCGCACUACCGCGCCCCUGAACUGCACAGAUGGCUGGUCGAGAUCUCCAAGCUGGACGAGUAUGCGACAAUCCGGAAAAUGGCUAGCAUGGACCCCAAUAAGCGGCCAUCGGCGACAAAGCAGCUGGCCAUUCUCGAUGGCAGCUAUGUUGAAGACUAUGACAGUGUCGGAGGGUACGGCAGUGGCAGCGAGGAAGACCUGGGUGCCGAGCUCAGCGACCGGUUUGCCCGGGGCAUGAGGCUGGGGGAGACUCCGAACCUAAGCUACGGAUCGGGCGGCAGCUCGGAGCAGGUUACGUCUCCCGAGCUUCCGUAUUAUGAACCGUACGCGAGUGGGCUCAUACAGAGCUAUCUGGAGGAAUUGGGUCCCGCUGGGCAGGGCAAGAGAUACGUUCCUCCGUCCCCGGACCCUGCGGAUGCCCCGCGGGAUCAUGCAUGGGUCCUGCCGUAUGAGAAUCCCUACGCCCCAGCCGAGAGCCAGGGUAGUGGGAGCGGAACAGCGGUGCCGGAGAACUGGACUGCUCGGGCGCUGCCUCUGCCGUUCAUGGAACAGGAAGCGGCGAUGCAUCAUGAUGCGCUGGUACCAUCAGCACCAUCAAGCAGGAAACAUAAGGGAAAGCAUAGGCGCUAG
This is a messenger RNA of Canariomyces notabilis, 1275 nucleotides long. RefSeq names its product kinase-like protein. Lineage: Eukaryota; Fungi; Ascomycota; Sordariomycetes; Sordariales; Chaetomiaceae. Gene Ontology annotation, biological process: mitotic DNA damage checkpoint signaling; protein phosphorylation. The annotation marks the transcript as partial. Gene Ontology annotation, cellular component: nucleus. The transcript has 3 exons. The record is from RefSeq and is a predicted model, not a curated record. Gene Ontology annotation, molecular function: ATP binding; protein serine/threonine kinase activity.